Messenger RNA from Striga asiatica, 3579 nucleotides. The record is from the annotation of a GenBank genome assembly. Lineage: Eukaryota; Viridiplantae; Streptophyta; Magnoliopsida; Lamiales; Orobanchaceae.
AUGCCUUUUUCAUUUCAAAAUUUGCUCAAAUCCUUCAAACACCUCCUCCCCACCUCCCCAAAACACGCUUUCUCCAAAAGCGCCACCUUCCUAAAAGCGCUUUUAGCACUCACCCUCCUUUCCCUCUUUUCCCUCCCUUACUAUCUCACCCCCUUCCCCCUCACCAAAUGGCCACUCUACCGGCAAGAACGGGCCCUCGUCGGGCCCGGGCCCGACAAAACCAACAUUUCCCACAUCCUCUUCGGAAUCGGUGGCUCCGUCGCCACAUGGUCCCACCGCCGCCGCUACUCCGAACUCUGGUGGGAACCGAACGCGACCCGCGGCUUCGUCUGGCUCGACGAGGCCCCGAGCCCCGAAAACGGGCUCGAGCCCUGGCCCGAAUCAUCCCCCAAAUUCAAAGUCUCGUCCAACACGGCCCGUUUCAAGUACACGUGCCCGUACGGGCACCGGUCAGCUGUUCGAGUGGCUCGAAUUGUGAAGGAGAGCUUCGAGCUCGGGCAGGCGGACGUGAGGUGGUUCGUGAUGGGCGAUGACGACACGGUUUUUUUCCCCGAGAAUUUGGCGAGCGUUUUGGGAAAAUACGAUCACGAGAGGAUGUAUUAUAUCGGGAGCGUCUCGGAAAGCGUGGAGCAAGACGUGGUGCACUCGUACACUAUGGGCUACGGAGGGGCGGGCUUCGCGGUCAGCUAUGCGCUGGCCGCGGAGCUCGUUCGGGUGCUCGACGGGUGCAUUGACCGGUAUUCGAAUUUUUACGGGUCGGAUCAAAAGGUCGGUGGAUGUGUUAGUGAGAUUGGGGUGCCAUUGUCUAAGGAACUUGGAUUUCAUCAGUCAGUCGAAAAGCUCUUCACCGCCUACAAAUCCGACCCUGCCCAAACCCUACAACACACUUUCUGCUACGACACGACCCGAAACUGGUCCAUAUCCGUCUCGUGGGGCUACACCGUGCAAUUGUACCCAUUUUACGAGACCGCGAAGAAUUUGAGCACACCACUACAAACAUUUUCGACAUGGGCUUGGAACGACGGCCCGUUCACGUUCGAUGUCCGGCCCAUCGAGCUGGGCCCGUGUGGAAAGCCCGUGAUAUAUUAUUUCGAGGGUGUUGAUAAGUUUGGGAAUGGGAGUACGAUGACUCGGUACAACUAUAUAGAUGAGGGGAAAAAAUGCGAGUGGGAAAGUUAUAAGGCUGCUUAUUUGAUUGAGGGGUUUAAUGUCACUGUGGACUUGCUUGAUCCUCACAUAUGGAGCCAGAUGCCAAAUUCACCUGAGAACUCCAUCACCAAAGACCCUCUAAAACCUUGGAAACAUUUCAUCUCAUCACCGUCCAAACUCGCCGUCAUCCGGCCCAACCUCACCGGAGCCCUCUUCUCCGUCGCCAUCUUCACUGCCCUAUCCUUUUACUACUUCCUCCCCAUCCGCCAAUCGAUCUACGGCCACGGCCAGCCCGCAAUCCACUUAUCCGACGGCCCGAAUGACGACGACGAGGCCAUCGCAACAAACCUAACGCACAUCCUCUUCAACAUCGGCGGCUCGGCCCAAACGUGGGCCCAACGCCGCCGCUACUCCGAGCUCUGGUGGGCCCCCGGCCGAACCCGCGGGUUCGUAUGGCUCGAUCGGGCCCCCAAAGCCGGGCCCGGGCCCGAUGGGCCCAGCCCGCCAUACUUGAUCUCGGCGAACACGUCCCAUCUCAAGUACACGUGCAGGUAUGGGUCGAGGUCGGCCGUGCGGAUUGCACAUAUCGUGAAGGAUGCGUUCGGGCUCGGGCUCGAGGGCGUGCGGUGGUUCGUGAUGGGGGACGACGACACCGUGUUCUUCCCGGAGAAUCUCGUGGCCGUGCUCGGGAAGUACGACCACAGGGAGAUGUACUACGUCGGGGGAAUCUCGGAGAGCGUGUCGCAGGUGAGGGUGCACUCGUACGAGAUGGCAUUUGGAGGUGGGGGCUUCGCAGUCAGCUACGCGCUGGCGGCGGAGCUUGUCCGAGUCCUCGAUGGGUGCAUCGACCGGUACUCGGAGUCGUACGGGUCGGAUAGUAAGAUCGGCGCGUGUGUGAAUGAGAUUGGUGUGCCGGUCACGAAGGAACUCGGGUUUCAUCAGAUGGAUAUCUGGGGCAAUCCGUUCGGACUUCUAUCCGCUCACCCGCUAGCGCCCUUAGUUUCCUUGCACCAUCUCGACAACGUGGACCCCCUAUUUCCGAACACGAGCCGGGUCGAUUCCGCCAAGAAGCUAAUCGGGGCGUACAAAUCCGACCCGAGCCGAGUGUUGCAAUACACUUUCUGCUACGAUCUGACCCGAAAUUGGUCCAUAUCGGUCGCGUGGGGAUACAACGUGCAACUGUACCCGUUUUGGGUCAGACCUAAAGAGCUCAGCACCCCGUUGCAGACUUUUAUACCGUGGGCCAAGAAUAAUGGCCCGUUCACUUUCAAUACCCGCAAGUACAACCUCGACCCAUGCAAAAGGCCCAUCGUGUUUUAUUUUGAUCGGGUCAAGAAAUUCGAGAAUGGGAGUACAGUGACAUCGUAUGCAAGGGCGGCGGCCGACGAGCAUCGAAAGAAAUGUGACAAGGAGAGUUAUAGGGCGGCCUAUUUGGUUAAGGGGUUCAAUGUGUUUGCAAGCCAUUUUGAUCCUCAAUUGUGGAACAAGGCACCAAGGAGACAGAUUUGCGAGUUAACGAGCGGCUCUUAUGAGAAAGUCAACGUUGUAAAUCUCAGAAUCAGAGGAUACAAUCGGCUAGAGACGGUGUUGCCGAAAAUCAGAAACGCAGAGAUAAUUGAAAAUUGGGAGCUCGAAAUCGUCCCUCAUCGGUACAAAUACCAAGAGCUCAAAAAAGCCACCAGAAGCUUCAAAGACAGCGAACUCCUCGGCUCCGGCGGCUUUGGUCGGGUCUACAAAGGCACCUUACCCAACUCAAAGACCCAAAUCGCCGUCAAGCGAAUCUCACACGACUCGAAACAAGGCGUUCGCGAAUUCCUCUCGGAAAUCUCCAGCAUCGGCCGGCUCCGUCACCGGAAUCUGGUUCAGCUGAUGGGCUGGUGCAGGCGUGGGGCAGACCUCCUCCUCGUUUACGAUUUCAUGCCUAACGGAAGCCUGGACCGAUUCUUAUUCGAAAUUGGGCCCGAGCCCAAUACCGAACGGGCCUUGAGCUGGGAACAGAGGUUCAGGAUCGUGAAAGUGGUUGCUUCGGGCCUACUAUACCUUCACGAAGGCUACGAACAAGUCGUGAUACACCGGGACGUGAAGGCUAGUAACGUGUUGUUGGAUAGCGAGAUGAAUGCUCGAUUAGGGGAUUUCGGGCUUGCGAAACUUUACGAUCACGGGUCAAACCCUGGGACGACUCGGGUCGUGGGGACUUUAGGUUACCUCGCGCCCGAGCUAACAAGGACGGGCCGGGCCACGACGGGCUCAGAUGUUUUCGUGUUUGGGGAGCUUUUGCUCGAGGUUGUAUGUGGGCGUAGGCCCAUUGAGCGUAAAUCCGGGCCCGAGGAUUUCGUAUUGGCCGAACAUGUGUGGAGCGAGUGGAAGGAAGGGAGGGUUAUGAGUGUGGUGGACCCGAGGAUGAAAGGUGGUGGGUUUGAUCGGGAUGAG